CUUUAAUCUCUGCUGUGACAAAUAACAGUCAGGAGGUGUUUUCUGAAGUCUCUGGAGGCUGGCCGUUUGACACUGACAGAAGAUUUACACAUGAACUGACAAGCUGACAUCACAUUCAUCUUCAGCUCUCUUGGCACCCACAGCAAAUGGAUGAAACUGUCUCUGUUACAUCAAAUUGUCUGCUUGCUGUUGCUUAAGGAAUAUUGACAUUCACUGUAUGAUUGAUAGUACGAGGAAGUUGAUUUGCAGGUUUUUCUGACUAAAGCAGUCGUUUACGUAGUUUUGGGCCAAAAAAUAUUACGAGGAAAAAAGUUUGGGGAAAAUCACUUUGUCAGACAUGAUCAUGAACAACACUGCAAAUCAAACUGGCCUGCCGGAGGGCUUCAGAAUUGCUCUUCUGGUCUUAUACAUAUUUAUCUUUCUUGCUGGGACUCUGAAUGUUGUACUGAUGUCCUGUAUGCUACAGUCUCAAAGACGCCUCUCCUUCACCAAAGUGUCUGUGAUCAACCUUAUAGCAGUGCACUCCUUUUUUCUUCUCACGCUGCCUUUUCGCAUUUACUAUUAUGCUGCUGAUAAAAACUGGAUUCUGGGCAUGUAUUUCUGCAAAAUUGUCAGUCUUAUGAUCCAUGCCCACAUGUACCUUGCAUUCAUCUUCUAUGCCUUACUUCUAAUUGUGCGUUAUGUGGAGCACUCGGAUCAGCGACACAAGCUAGAGUUUCAUCGCAUCCUUCACGCCACAAUUGCAAGCGCAACUGUCUGGUGCAUCAUAUUUGGCUCUAUGUUCCCAGCAACCAUUUCUAACUACGGAAUGACGCAGAAUGAUUCGACUCAGUGCUUUCAUUUCGGUCAGGCUCUCAUGCAGCCUAGUGUGAAGACAUUAAACUAUGUUAUUUGUACUCUAGUAAUGCUGGUUUGGAGUGUGCUAGCAUUUUUCCAGGUUUAUUUUCUACUCUAUGUGAGUAAGACAUUUGGAAAGGCCACAUGUCAGCGUCAGGAAUUCUGGGCACAACUGAAAAACGUUGUCUUCCUAUUGGUGAUGUUUUUUUGUUUUGUGCCCUAUCAAGGAUUCAGAUUAUAUUAUGUGAGUGAAUAUGGCAAGACUAAAGGAAUUCAUCAUAUAAAUGAAAUAUUUCUUGCUGUCACUGGUUUCAGCUGCUUUGAUAUGAUUGUUUUUGCUGGUAGAGAUGUAUGCAAACUUAUAAAUUCAAGGGCAUGGUUUCACUGUUUAUAGCGUCUAUGUUUUAUAUUGUUUUUGAUAUAGUGAAAAUUUUCCAUUUUGGUUUUCAAAUGUUUUUCCAUUUUUUUAAACUCAAAACAAUUGUUCUGUAUGACAGGAUGUUUGCAAAUAAGCCAAUAUUUUAUUGUCUAUAAUGAAAUUUGCAUUAAAUGAUUGACAGUAUCUACAUGGGAUGGAUUUAUAUGUAUACUGUAUAUGUAUGUAUGAUCAAAGAAAAUGUUUCCAAAUUUAUUAAGUGUAGACAUAACAUGCACAGAUAGUACAAAUAUGUUUCAAUUUGCUAGGAACAUUAUUUCAAAAUGCAUAUGUUUAUUUCUGCAAUGACUUUAUCUGUGUGCUUAUGAACUAUUUUUUAAUUAUUAUUUUGGUCUGGAAAUAAACUGUCAAACCACCACUGAUGCAGCCAAUUUAACGUCUGAUAAGGUGUGGGUGUGAGUUCCUCAUAACAGUACAUCAGUCACGUUUACCACAGACAUAUCACUGCUAACUGAAAGACCUUUUAAGGUGUUGCAAAAAAAAGCUAAGAAGAAAAAAACUGUGGAUAGGGUUUCUUCUGUUUAUACUCGCAUCUGUUUCUUCUGUUUAUACUAAUUUCUGCAAAUGGAGAAUUCCUUUUUGCAUUUGAGCACCCUCUAGAGGCGUCGAAACGCUUGCAUGAGUGUUAUUAUACAUUCUAAACUGGCUUUUAAAAAACUUGUGACAUAAUUACUUUAUUUCAGAACUGCUUCUUGCUAACAAUAGCCUGUUAGGUUAUGCACUUCUGAUAGGAUAAACACUUGUCGUGCGACUAAAAUUAUAUCUCUGCACUGGUACGUUGAACACUUGGUGAACCCAGAAGCCACUUCCAGUAAACUGCGACUAAUUAUAUACUCUACUGUAAUACCAUAAAAACAUCAUGUGGGACCAAUCAGCACCCGCCAUAAACUGCUAAACCAGUAACCCCAGUGAUAGGGUUUUUUGUUUAGGUUUACACCCAAGUGGUCAACGAAAAUAUUUUUUUCUUGUUUGAUCAUAAAAGCCUGUGCAACAUGACGUUAAUUAAUGUAAAAGAAACUGCAACAUGCCCAUUGCUUUAGAGAUUUUUUUUUU
Molecule: messenger RNA, 2326 nt
Organism: Puntigrus tetrazona (Sumatra barb)
Lineage: Eukaryota; Metazoa; Chordata; Actinopteri; Cypriniformes; Cyprinidae
Product: probable G-protein coupled receptor 141
Exons: 4
Coding region: 338-1231 (297 amino acids)
Biological process (GO): G protein-coupled receptor signaling pathway
Cellular component (GO): membrane
Molecular function (GO): oxysterol binding; G protein-coupled receptor activity
Source: RefSeq, a predicted model, not a curated record